AUGAAUGGCGAAGCCGAGCGCGCCAUGAGGAGCCUGCCGAGCCUGGGCGGCCUCGCCCUGUUGUGCGCCGCCGCCGCCGCCGCCGCCGCCUCAGCCACCUCGGCGGGUAAUGUCACCGGCGGCGGCGGGGCCGCGGGGCAGGUGAACGCGUCGCUGGGCCCGUGGCUGGGGGGCGAGCCCAGCCACCCUUUCUCUAAGGCCACGGCUCCCACAGCCCAGGCCCCGAGGACCGGACCCCCGCGCGCCACCCUCCACCGACCCCAGGCUGCGUCUUCCUCAGCCCAGCCCCCGGAGACCACCCCUCCUCCGACCACCGCCGGGCCCGCUCCGACCACCUCUCAGGCAUCGCUCGUUCCCUCGCGGGUCACACCUCCUGCGGUGGAACGUACUCCGACUACCCCUCGGGUGACAGCCAGACCCGCGCCGACCACCCUCUCGACGACCACUGACCCAGCGCCGACCACCCCUGUAGCGACCACGGUGCGGGCGCCCACCGCUCCCCCGAUCCCGACCUCGGCUCUCCCCGGCGGCGGCGGCGGCAGCAGCAGCAGCAGCGUCCCGCCCACCCCACCUGCCACCGAAGCCCCCUCUCCGCCUCCCCCAGAAUAUGUGUGUAACUGCUCUGCAGUCGGAAGCCUGGAUGCGAAUCACUGCAACCAGACUACAGGGCAGUGUGAGUGUCAGCCAGGCUACCAGGGUCUUCACUGUGAAACCUGCAUGGAGGGUUUUUACCUGAAUGGUACUUCCGGACCCUGUCUGCCCUGUGACUGUAAUCCACGUGGAGCUCUCAGCAUAGUCUGCAACAGCUCUGGGAAAUGUCAGUGCAAAGUGGGUGUCACCGGUUCUUCAUGUGAUAGAUGCCACGAUGGAUAUUACGACUUUAAUAAGAAUGGCUGCUUGCCCUGCCAGUGCAAUAAUCGGUCUGCCACUUGUGAUGCCCUCACAGGUGCUUGUUUAAAUUGCCAGGAUAACAGCAAAGGAGAUCACUGUGAAGAAUGCGCAGAAGGAUUUUAUCAGAGUCCUGAUGCCUCCAAAGAAUGUCUUCGCUGCCCUUGUUCAGCAGUGACAUCUACAGGCAGUUGUAUCAUAAAGCUGGGUGAAUCAGAACCUGAAUGUGUCCAGUGUAAAGAUGGUUACACAGGCCAGAACUGCAAUGAAUGUAACAGUGGCUACUACAAUUCUGACAGCAUCUGUGUGGAGUGCCAAUGCCAUGGCCACGUGGACCCAGUUAAGACUCCAAAGAUUUGUAAGCCCGAGAGUGGGGAGUGCAUCAGCUGCCUCCACAAUACCACUGGGUUUUGGUGUGAAAACUGCCUAGAGGGUUACGACCGAGACCUCGAGGGAAAUUGCAUCAAGAAAGAAGUUAUUGUUCCAACACCUGAAGGUUCUACCAUUUUGGUUUCCAAUGCCUCUUUGACCACAUCAGUGCCCACCCCUGUUAUAAACAGUACCUUUACCCCUACGACCCCGCAGACUGUCUUUUCAGUAAGCUCUGCUGAAAACAGCACUUCAGCCUUAGCUGACGUAUCAUGGACCCAGUUUAACAUCAUCAUUUUGACAGUCAUCAUCAUUGUGGUGGUGCUGCUCAUGGGGUUUGUGGGGGCUGUAUAUAUGUACCGGGAGUACCAAAACCGGAAACUCAACGCCCCCUUCUGGACCAUUGAGCUGAAAGAAGACAAUAUCAGUUUCAGCAGCUACCACGACAGCAUUCCCAAUGCAGACGUGUCAGGAUUGUUGGAAGAUGAUGGCAACGAAGUGGCUCCCAACGGGCAGCUGACCCUGACGACACCCAUGCAUAACUACAAAGCCUGA
Rangifer tarandus platyrhynchus (Svalbard reindeer) is the source of this 1812-nucleotide messenger RNA. The record is from the annotation of a GenBank genome assembly. Lineage: Eukaryota; Metazoa; Chordata; Mammalia; Artiodactyla; Cervidae.